Molecule: messenger RNA, 1146 nt
Organism: Alternaria incomplexa
Lineage: Eukaryota; Fungi; Ascomycota; Dothideomycetes; Pleosporales; Pleosporaceae
Exons: 1
Coding region: 1-1146 (381 amino acids)
Source: RefSeq, a predicted model, not a curated record
AUGACAGAAUUAGACCACAUCAUCGCGAGACUCUCAAGGCUUGGUGUAAUCACCUCAACCGAUGAGGCACCUGGUUCUGUACUGAGUAAGGCGCCUGAAAGCAAAUUCGCGGAUGAUACUUCUCUCGAUAAACACGCCAAGGACGAUUGCUCAGACGAUCUCGCGUCCACUAAGUUUGCUCAGCUUUCGCGAGUGGAUUCACACGAGGGAGGGGCAGACAGUAUCACCCCCAAGUCUCAACUCGCCCAAACGCAAGAAGAACUGCAACGAGUCGAAGACGAGCUUCAUCAAGCGAAAGACGAGAUCGAAAAGUUGCGGCGUGAGGCCGAAAGCUACAAGCCGAAUACCGAAUCGGUCACUAAGCCUACGCUUGGACGGAGACGCGUUAAACGUAUUGUCACAACGCCAAACACCGUUUCAACGGCCACAGGAGUCAACAGAAGAAAUCCCGAAGAGCGCGUCCAAUCGCUAACAGCAGAGCUUGAGACAACCAAAGCCCAGCUGGUCGACGUCAGCGAGAAGUUCGAAACGCAAACAGCGGAGCUAUCGAAGGUCAAGACAGACUUGGAUAUAGCAAAACCCCAGAUAUCUGCAUUAUCUCGACGAAGAAACGAUAAAAGCCUCCAGUUUCGCGUGGUCGAGCUCCAGGAUGGAACGUUAGACACACAGAUUGACCUGAUAAGGACGUUUCAUUAUGGAUCCAGGCCGGCGUAUCAGACUUGGGUACCCGAGUACAGCAGACCAACCAUCGCGUACAUGGACUUGAAAGAUCAUCUUGCAAAGAAUGGGAAGCUUAGUCACGAAGAUUACAUCAACUCUUCAUAUUGGGCCGCGGAAGCUUACAAAAUGUUCAAAUAUUUCGAAUCACCCUAUGACCAUACUUACUUCCAGCAUGCCGAACCACAGCUGAUGGCAUUGUGUGUCGAUCAUUUUCUGGAGACCGCUAGUCUGAGCUUGGAUCAGUUCAAAGACAAGAAGCCUAUUCACGGUGGCGUUGUAAACAGCAUGCCAGAAGUGGUAGAAAUAUUUGCCAGUAGAAAACCCUGUGGUUCUUGCGAAGACAUCAAGGUUUUGGUGAAUAAGAUCGCGCUGCAUUACAACUUUCAGUUUGAGCUGACAUACGCACGAGCCCUAGUCUCUUCUUGA